Molecule: messenger RNA, 1882 nt
Organism: Protopterus annectens (West African lungfish)
Lineage: Eukaryota; Metazoa; Chordata; Ceratodontiformes; Protopteridae
Product: von Willebrand factor A domain-containing protein 5A-like
Exons: 7
Coding region: 13-690 (225 amino acids)
Source: RefSeq, a predicted model, not a curated record
UCUAUACACUACAUGGCUGCAAAACUUUUGAUAAAAAGUCAACCUGAUUGCAUGGACCAAUAUCCAACUCUGGAUAUCAUUGACCAAAUAACCAAAAUUAGUAUUGAAUCCAAUGUCAUCUCACCUUACACAGCCUACAUAGCAGUCUAUAAAGAUGGCAAAGAACCUGUCCAGGGGACCAUGUUAUGGCAGGAUGCCCCACUUGCUGAUUUUCGAUACAUGCGUGGUGGCUACCUACAGACUAGCUGCUAUUAUAAAGUCUCUCCAUUUGGGUGUUUCGGAUACUGCUUGGAAGCACUUAUAAGCUUUUCGUGUUGUCGAUGUACCUCAGGACAUUCAGCACUGUCGGACAAUAAGGAAGAUCAAGUGAUGGUUUUGAUUAAUCUACAAAAGGCCGAUGGUUCCUGGAACAUGGAUAAAACCCUUGCUGAAAUUUUCAAGUCUACAGAGAGUGAAAUAAAGAGCAGCAUCCCUGUUAAGAAGGUGGAUCCCACUCUUUGGGCAACACUUUUAUCUCUAAUAUGGCUUCAUGGUCAUGGCACAAAUGUUAAAGAUGAUUGUGAACUCCUUGCUUCAAAGGCUGUCACCUGGCUGAAAUCUAAGGCAACAGUUAUCAACUUGAAAGAGUGGAUGAAGGCUGGCAAUGUUUUUCUGAAAACAGAGGUAGAACCACGACAGCUAGGGCUCUGAAAGGACUCACAUGUUCAUUCACUCAAAGAGCUGCACUCACCAUUUUUGUGACUUAUCUUCAUGCUUUAUAAAUGCAAUAAUGUACUUAUUUAUAAAGAUAUGUAAUUUUUAAAUUCUAUAAUAGUGCUAUUUAAUGUAAUCAUAAAUAACUACAUCCAAAGUGCUGCUGAACAAAAGUGUAAGCAUUUGUACUGAUAAAAUAAUUGUUUGCCAUCACUAAAACUGUAACAAAUUCCUCUAUUUUCAUAACCAGUCAGUACAUAGAGGAAUGCAAGCGUAACUGUGAUUUUCAGUAUAAUUAUAAAUAUGCAAUAAUGAGACUUGCUUUCAAGAUGCUGAAUAUAUUAUUGUAAUGCAAUAAUCCCUAAUUCUAAAAUGAAUUAGGUGUUACACAUUGGUUCACAGUAUGAUUAUUUCACAGCAGUAAAGCACUUUGAUUUGUAAAAACUUCUUGCUAUGCAUGAAUUAUUUUAAGUAUAGCAACUCACUGUACAAAAAAGUAAAAUACUAACAAUCAAUGCUAGAGCCUCCCUACUACUAAAUACCAUUUUACAAAUAAAAUACUUCCCCCAGCUGUUUAUAAUAGUUAAAACAGCUUCCUAUUCCCUUUUGUUGCCUUACUUUUCCCUGCACUCAUGUGAGAUUGCUUAAUCCAGGACUGUCCUCAGUGCAUGGAACUUUAGUUGAAAAUGUUAGGCAGAUUGACAAUCUGAGACAGUUCAAGAAAACACUCUAGCCAGCUUUUUAAAGAAAAAACAAAAAUGCAGCUGCUUGAGAGAAACUAACUGUAUUUAGUUCUAAAUAUAUUAAUCCUUCCCUUAUUUCUUAGUAUCACAUAAUGUUAACUAAUGAGAUAAGUGUAACAUAAAUCUGAAUUUGUACUGCUUCGAGGUUGGAUGGAAGGAGAAAUAAAAACAAUGUUUUUAUACUAACAAAACAGACUGGAGGAUGCAGAAGAACAAAAUGAAAUCCACACGGUUAGCAUAAUAAAAACGUUUAAACUAUGAUUUCAUAACCAAACUUCUUCAGAAUAAAAUGUACAUUCUCUACAUCAGCAUUUCCCAACCACCGGGCCACGGACCAGUACCAGUCCAUGGAGCACUUGGAACCGGGCCUUCAGGUAAGGUAAGUGAAUGCCUGUAUGAGUGUGUAUGUGUCUGUCUGUGUGUGUGAGUGAAUGUGUGCAUGAAAG